Thlaspi arvense is the source of this 348-nucleotide messenger RNA. Lineage: Eukaryota; Viridiplantae; Streptophyta; Magnoliopsida; Brassicales; Brassicaceae. The record is from the annotation of a GenBank genome assembly.
AUGGUUGAUUGGAAUGGUAACUCUAAGAAGAUGCGUAUCAAUGAGAUGAGUCAAGUCAGGUUUUCUUCAGUGCCUGAGUGUUUGUUAUCGUCCCUCGAGUUUGUCGAUAUUAAGAGCACCAUCUUGGGAUUUGCCGUAGAAAUGAAGGUAGCGAGAUACUUCCUACAGAAUUCGACAAUCCUCAAGAAACUCACUAUAUGUUUGCAUGAUCAUGCAAUUCAAGAUGACUUUGUCAAGAAACUCCUCGAGAUCUCAAGGCGCUCUAUCACAUGUGAAGUCGUCGUCCUUGGAAUGGUGAAGACUAUAGAGAAUAUGUCAAGCUUGUCUUUGACUGGUUUAAGCAAUUGA